Molecule: messenger RNA, 1086 nt
Organism: Paramisgurnus dabryanus
Lineage: Eukaryota; Metazoa; Chordata; Actinopteri; Cypriniformes; Cobitidae
Product: creatine kinase U-type, mitochondrial-like
Biological process (GO): phosphocreatine biosynthetic process
Cellular component (GO): mitochondrion
Molecular function (GO): creatine kinase activity
Source: RefSeq, a predicted model, not a curated record
AUGGCCAGUCACCUGACACCUGCUGUUUACGCCAAGCUGUGUGACAAAUCCACGCUGAAAGGUUACACUUUGGACCAAGCCAUCCAAACAGGCGUGGACAACCCAGGCCACCCUUUUGAAAUAUCAGUAGGCAUGGUAGCAGGAGAUGAAGAGUCAUACGAGGUCUUUGCUGACAUCUAUAACCCAGUCAUCAAAGAAAGGCACAAUGGAUAUGACCCCAGCACCAUGAAACAACAAACUGACCUGGAUGCUAGUAAGAUAAGGGGCGGAGAGUUCGAUGAGAAGUACGUGUUAUCAUCUCGAGUCAGGACAGGCAGGAGUAUCCGGGGCUUGAGUUUGCCUCCAGCCUGCACCCGUGCUGAACGCAGAGAGGUGGAGAGAGUUGUGAUCGAUGCCUUGACUGGACUACGUGGAGAUUUGGCAGGAAAAUACUACAGCCUCUGUCAAAUGACUGACAAGGAGCAGCAACAGCUUAUUGAUGAUCACUUCCUUUUCAAUAAACCCGUGUCGCCCCUGAUGACAUGUGCAGGUAUGGCACGUGAUUGGCCUGAUGCAAGAGGCAUCUGGCAUAACAAUGAGAAAACCUUCCUGGUGUGGAUUAAUGAGGAAGACCACACCCGUGUGAUCUCUAUGGAGAAGGGGGGCAACAUGAAGAGGGUAUUUGAGCGUUUCUGCAGAGGACUCCAAGAAGUUGAGAAAUUGAUUCAGGAGAAAGGUUGGAAAUUCAUGUGGAACGAACGACUGGGUUACAUCCUCACCUGCCCAUCAAACCUGGGUACAGCGCUACGCACUAGCGUCCACGUUACCCUUCCACACCUCGGCAAGGACCCUCGUUUUGAUAAAAUACUGGAUAACCUGCAGCUCCAGAAGAGAGGUACUGGGGGAGAAGACACAGCAGUUAUUAGAAACACUUUUGAUAUUUCUAAUCUAUACAGGAUCGGCCAAUCAGAGGUUCAACUGGUUCAGACUGUUAUUGAUGGAGUGAACUAUCUUAUUGAGUGUGAGAAGAGACUGGAGAAAGGCCAGGACAUCACAAUCCCCGUCCCCAUCAGACAGUUCAAAUAGACUGACCAAUCUGAAACUGAC